Microdochium trichocladiopsis is the source of this 609-nucleotide messenger RNA. RefSeq names its product ribosomal protein L24e. Gene Ontology annotation, cellular component: nucleolus. Gene Ontology annotation, biological process: ribosomal large subunit biogenesis. The transcript is spliced from 3 exons. The record is from RefSeq and is a predicted model, not a curated record. Bases 1 to 609 code for a protein of 202 amino acids. Lineage: Eukaryota; Fungi; Ascomycota; Sordariomycetes; Xylariales; Microdochiaceae.
AUGAGAAUCGAGACGUGCUAUUUCUGCAGCAGGCCGGCGUAUCCCAGCAAAGGCAUCACAUUUAUCCGCAACGAUGCGAAGCAGUUCCGGUUCUGCCGGUCAAAGUGCCACAAGAACUUCAAGAUGAAGCGUAACCCGCGCAAGCUCAAGUGGACAAAGGCCUUCCGCAAGGCCGCAGGCAAGGAGAUGACGGUCGACAGCACGCUCCAGUUCGCUGCCCGGCGCAACGUCCCCGUCCGCUACAACAGAGACCUGAUGAACCGCACGCUCGCCGCGAUGGAGCGCAUCUCCGAGAUCCGCGCCAAGCGCGAGCGCGUCUUCUACAAGAAGCGCAUGGCCGGCAAGCGCGCGCGCCAGCUCGCCGAGGACCGCAAGCUCGUGUCCACGCACAGCCACCUGCUGCCCGUCAUGCGCGGCUCCGAGAAGCGCCGCCUCCAGCUCGAGCAGGGGCUCACGGAGGAGGAGAUUGCCGCGAUGCCCGUCGUCGAGGACAAGAAGGCCAAGGUGUUUGGAAAGGAGAAGAUGCGCCAGAAGGUGCGCGUCGACGGGGGCGUCGAGUUCGAGGGCGUCGGCGACGAUACCAUGGACAUGGACUCGGACGACGAGUAG